GGUGCCCCCAUGGCCGGGAAUCGAAUCCGCUACGUCGAAAUCAGCUGCGAAGCGCUAGCCAUUCCAGGCAGCACGGUGGGCGCAGUUGCUCCCUCCGCUUCCUGGCCGUCGGCGGCCGCUGCGUGAUGCCUCCAUGACGUCGUGGGCGGCCAUGUCCGGCUCGGACUCGCCGCCGCGGGAACCCGAACCGCCGCCCGAGUGCAGCAGCUCGACCGGCUCCUCAGCGUCGCCGCUGCACGCGCCACACCAGUACCGCUUCGGUCUACACAAUGACCUCGGAAACUUCACCGCAAAGCCGCCUAAGCUGUAUCCUGAAACCGGCGAGCAGAGCGGUAGCGGCGGCAGCGGUGGAGCGGCGGCGGCGGCGGCGUGCGCAGCGGCGUCGUCCCUGCCGACGGGGCGCUCGCCGGCGCCGCUGGUGGCCGUGCAGUCGACACCAACGCCGCCCCCGAGCGAAGACCACCUGCCAGCGAGCGGGGGCGGCAGCCUGCCGCUCAGUGCCUCAUGUCACUCGCUGACGGCCGCCACGACGGGCAGCAGCCUGGGCUCCUCCGUCAACGACCUGACGCUCGAGGCCGAGCAGCUGGAGCGCGCCAUCCGCGCCAACGAUGUGGCCACCACGCGCCGCCUCCUGGAGCUGCACCACGGUCGCUUCUCGGUCAACCUGCACGGAAGCCUGCUGGACAAGAGCAGCGCCGGCUCGGCCAGCCAGGACAUGGAGAUCCUGCUGCGCAAAAGCCAGACGCUUAUCGACCGCUUCGGUCGCGGUGACUCGGUCUCCACAGACUUGGAGCCCGUGCCGGCCGUAUUCGCAUCCGCGUUGCACCUGGCAGUAGAACAUCAGGCACUCGACGUGGUCGGCCUCUUGCUCAAGUACGGCGUCGAGCCUAACGAGGCCGGCGUGCCUUUGGGCAGCCUGCGCCGCGGAAGCUCGGCUGCCUCCGAGGCCAGCGGCUCGCUGCGCCGCGCCACGCUUAGCCCACGCGCCGCGGGCCACAGCCCAGAUCAGGCGCCGUCACCCGAGCUGCGACGCCGCAAGUACGUGCCGCUGCGUCCCGAGCUGGCGGCCUCGCUGCGCGUCGUCCGGCACUCCCCGGACGGUCGAGAGAUCACCUUCGAAGAAGAGUACACUCGCGACUUCCUCUACAGCUUGCCGCCGCUGUUCCUGGCUGCCGCGCUAGGCCGCACGGCUGCGGCGCGGCUCUUGCUCAAGUACGGCGCCACCGCCAGUCCCCGCGACAAGAACGGCGUGACACCGCUGCAUCUGGCCGCUUGUCAGCCACAGCCAUCGUGGCCCUGCUUGCGCCUGCUGCUCGAAGCUGGGGCUCGCAUCCACGCUGCCAGCCUGCGUGGCGCCACACCCUGUGACCUCGCUGAGACUGACUUGAGUGCCGUGCAGAUCUCGAUAAUCGAGACUGCCUUCGCUGGCGCUCAGAACGCCGCGGCUGCAGCAGCCGCGGUGCUACAGACCGCCAGUCCUGGGGCGCCCACGUCCGCAGCAGCUGCCGGCGCCGUUCCCGCCGCGGCAUCCUCGGCGAUACCCGUCGCGCCGCCCGUCAGGCCACCUCAAGAAGAGGCCCACAUGACACGAUCCAAUAUACUGCGCCGCCUGCAGGACUCGAGGCCGGGCCAAACACACCGAGGCUCGGCCCGCAAGAAGGAACAGCCCGAUGAGCUGGCUCCGUCGCCAGAUGGCCCACCACCGCCUGGGAAACAGCGCAGCCCUGGAGUCCUCAACAUCGCGCCUGAAGAAGACAAGACCCAGGAGAGAGUACCCAGUGCUGAGCCGCAAUGUUCCAAGCUGAACCGCCGAAAAAGCGGCGACGAUGGCAGAUUCAAAACCAAGUGCAACGCACCAUCCGUCGGUAAGCCUUAA
Rhipicephalus sanguineus (brown dog tick) is the source of this 1876-nucleotide messenger RNA. Its product is annotated as poly [ADP-ribose] polymerase tankyrase-1-like. Bases 134 to 1876 code for a protein of 580 amino acids. Gene Ontology annotation, molecular function: protein binding. The transcript has 4 exons. The record is from RefSeq and is a predicted model, not a curated record. Lineage: Eukaryota; Metazoa; Arthropoda; Arachnida; Ixodida; Ixodidae.